AGUCGGACCACAUCAGUAACAGUCGAAACAUGUACUUCCCGGGAAAAGAUACUCCUCAGGACUAGUUUGUUAUUUUCAUUUUUCUGUAAGCAUCAAUCAUCCACGGUUCCGUGAAACUAAGUAAAAGUGGAAGUGCACUUCGAAGGCCUGACGACGACGAUGAUGGCCGUUGCUUUGCUGAAUGUUUGCGUUUUGUGUUGUCUAGUCACUAUCGGGUUUAGUUUCGAGCCACCAGCGGCGGUAACCGAAAGCUAUGAACCGUAUUUGGUGACGUCCGCUAAUUACGGGCUGGUUUCCAGCAAAUUCCAGCCGAGUUCGCAAUACACUUCCAGCGAUCAUCAGCACGAAAAAAGAGACGCCGUGAGUCAUCGGACCAGACAGGAAGCACUUCCAACGGAUCCUCAGGCGUAUCUUCGAGAUCAGCUGCUCCCUUUCCUGCUGCUAAGGCAACCUUUCAUGGUGUCCGAUUCGGGGCUAUCUCUGAUUCCACAGCGGGACAGGAAAGCGGAAAAACGUGAACUUUCUAUCCAACAGAUGCUGGAAGGUGGUGACUAUUUUGUCCCAAAUCGUGGCCGAAAACGUUCCGGGAAUGGAAUCUCCAAGAAGAUCAAAUUCGAUGACAUUCUCGGACCCGACGACUUCAUCCCGAAUCGAGGAAAGAAGGAAUUUUUCAAGCUGAUCUCCUCCCCUGUACCUGUCAGCGGGCAAUCAAUCAACGAGUUGCAGUCAUUUUUUACCAAGAAAAAUGUUUUAAGCACAAUCAAGAAUGUUAGCAGCAAAGAAGGUGAAGGAGAAGAACUAUUUUUCCCGACCCGUGGCAAGAAGGGCAGUGGCAGCAUUUUGGAUAACCUGGCCCGGGGUCAGGACACAUUCUUUUCGUCCCGUGGCCGACGCAAUCCCAUCGUUUGGAGUUUACUCAAUGAGGAACCGGAUCCGUGGGAAUAUGCCUUCAUCACCGAAGGGACGGACGAUUCCGGCGACCUGACGAUUAAUCGCUAUCAAACUAAUAAGAUAAUCAAGUGAAAGAAAAAAAAAGUGAAAAUAGCAUCACCAUAAAACCGGGUGACUGAGGAGCCAAAUCUUGACUUCAUUAAUCAGCUUAUUGUGAAGAGAUUGUUUUUGAUUUUGGUCGUUUCCCAGUAGAUGAUAAAAUAUUCACUGUGAAGAUAUUUCACGGGGCGAAGAUUGAAAUAAAAUAUAAAAAUGCAAAUGAUGAAA
Wyeomyia smithii (pitcher-plant mosquito) is the source of this 1218-nucleotide messenger RNA. RefSeq lists its product as uncharacterized. The coding region runs from base 160 to 1023 and encodes 287 amino acids. Lineage: Eukaryota; Metazoa; Arthropoda; Insecta; Diptera; Culicidae. The record is from RefSeq and is a predicted model, not a curated record. The transcript is spliced from 2 exons.